AUGGCAAAAGUUGCAUUCAUAACUGGUGGCAACGGCAUCACAGGCUCAUCGUUGCUCGAGUACCUCGUCAAGAACACUGAUGCCUCACAAUGGAGCGAAUUGAUCGUCACAUCGAGGUCCCCCUUCAAAACCACUGUCUCCGAUCCACGCAUUACAUUCAUCGCCCUCGACUACACCAAUGACGUGCAAUCACUGAUCAACAAAAUGAAAGACACCUGCAGCAGUGUCACACAUGCCUACUUCUCUUCAUAUAUCCACAAGGACGAUUUCAACGAGCUCAACGCCGCUAAUGAGAAACUAUUCGCCAACUUUUUGGACUCGCUGCUUGCAGUUGCUCCCAAUCUCCAGAACUGCACACUGCAGACUGGCGGCAAGCACUACAACGUGCACCUGUUCCCUGUGCCAUCCCCUGCACGCGAAGAAGACCCUCGCCUGGACUCGCCCAUUGGCAACUUCUACUACCCACAGGAAGACUACCUGAUCGAGCGGCAGCGCGGGCAGGCAUGGACGUGGAACGUAGUGCGACCCGAGGCCAUCAUCGGUGCGACUUCCAAACCUAACGGCAUGAACGAGGCGCUUACCAUUGUGCUGUACAUGUUGGUGUGCGCAGAGCUUGGCGUCGACGCUCCCAUGCCGACAAAUCAGCGCUACUGGGAAGGCACCGAUGACGUCUCGGACGCGCGCAUCAUCUCGCAGCUGACCGUUUGGGCGUCUACCAGCGCAAACACCGGCAAUCAAGCUUCAAUGUCACCAACGGCGAUUACUUUUGCUGGAACUGCGCACUUUAGGAACCCAUACCCCAAGGAGGGCGACUUGCAGCUCGAGCUCAGCCUCAAUGAGUGGGCGAAGGAUAAGCGGCAGGUAUGGGACAGGAUCUGCGACAAGGCUGGUGUCCCACAGGCAAAGGCGACGUGGGAUUCGGGUACGUGGGCAUUUCAGGAUUGGGUGUUUCAGCGUACCUGGAGUGCUACAUUGAGCAUGAGCAAGGCCAGGAGGUUUGGCUUCGAUGGCUAUAUCGAUUCGUAUCAGUCAUUCACGGAUGCGAUUGAUCUUUUCGUCCAGCGUGGGCAGAUUCCGCCAGUGAAGGGCGCGUCAAAGGUCAAUGGGACUGCGUAG
Messenger RNA from Cyphellophora attinorum, 1116 nucleotides. RefSeq lists its product as uncharacterized. The coding region runs from base 1 to 1116 and encodes 371 amino acids. NCBI's taxonomy places the organism in Eukaryota, Fungi, Ascomycota, Eurotiomycetes, Chaetothyriales, Cyphellophoraceae. The record is from RefSeq and is a predicted model, not a curated record. The transcript has 2 exons.